Molecule: messenger RNA, 2466 nt
Organism: Hippocampus comes (tiger tail seahorse)
Lineage: Eukaryota; Metazoa; Chordata; Actinopteri; Syngnathiformes; Syngnathidae
Product: carbohydrate sulfotransferase 11-like
Exons: 3
Coding region: 597-1619 (340 amino acids)
Biological process (GO): carbohydrate biosynthetic process; proteoglycan biosynthetic process
Cellular component (GO): membrane
Molecular function (GO): sulfotransferase activity
Source: RefSeq, a predicted model, not a curated record
CACGAUGUAACACUCAUUGGUAAAUCAUACAAUAAUUGCUUCAUACACAGGAAAAGAAAAUCCGACAUUACCAUUUUGUCGGGCAGUCGCUCUAGUCCCGAAUUAGCAAUAAAGUAUCAUAUCCAAACGGUGUUGACAAGGACUCACCCUAGCCUUUCAAGUCAGAAAUGAAUUCUGCGUUUCCAAACCAUGUCACACUGUGACUGGACCAAAUGGCGAUGUGAGCGUUUUACUUGGAAAGGUUCCACAGCUGUAUCCGCUCUGGGGAGGGAAGGGUUAACUGGGCACGGACCCUUUGGAAAGAAGCCACCCGGGCGUCCAAUGCACCUUUGAAUAAAAUGCCUCGCCUUCUUUGACACUCGUUGAAGCCUUUUACUCGGACUCUCUUUGGUACCGGAGUAACCUGCGCUUCCGAUCCCGCGUCUUAAUCUCCUGCAAACGCGAGGAUGUACUGCAAGCCAAAAGCAGCAAAGGUCAGAAAGACGGAUCGAUGCCCGUGAUCAAGUAGACACACAGCCCGUCCGAACAAAAACACCUUUUUGCAUGAACGCCGGCUGGGAUUGGUCGUCCACUCGGUCUCGUCCCGAGGACUCAGGAUGAGGAAAUCGAAAAUCAUUCGAAUGCUUUUUGCUUUAAGUCUAGGAUGCUUCUUGAUGGUCAUUUUCUAUUUCAACAGCAAUCUAAAACCAGCCUCCGCCUCGGAGCAACUUGGGGAAAGAAGCGAUGGGCAGAAGCCCAGGAGGAGUCCUCUGCAGACACUUUAUGACGGUGACCAGGUCGAGUCAGCAGUGCAGGCCAUCCAUCAAGGCCGACGGGAGUUUUUAGAGGAAGCCUGCCGCUCCUACACCCGAAAGCGUCGAGUCCUUAUCCCGGAAGACCUUAAGCACGUCAUUGUGGAUGACCAGCACGGUUUGCUGUACUGCUAUGUACCCAAAGUGGCCUGCACCAACUGGAAGCGAGUACUCAUGGUCCUGACCGGCGCGGCCGGAUCCCGCCGAGACCCGCUGGAGAUACCGGCGAACGAGGCCCACGUGUCGGGAAACCUGCGCACCUUAUCCGAGUACUCGGCUUCCCAGAUCAACCAGCGCUUGCGCUCCUACUUGAAGUUUGUGUUCGUACGCGAGCCGUUUGAGCGGCUCGUGUCCGCCUACCGCAACAAAUUCACACGGAGCUACAACACGGCUUUCCACAAACGAUACGGCACCAAGAUCGUACGCCGGCACAGGGCCAACCCGCAGCCAGACGCUCUGGAGAAAGGCGACGACGUCUCCUUUGACGAGUUCGUGUAUUACCUCGUGGACCCGGCCACCCAGAUGGAGGAACCCUUCAACGAGCACUGGGAGCGGGUGCACUCGCUGUGCCACCCCUGCCUCAUCCACUACGACGUGGUGGGCAAAUACGAGACGCUGGAGCAGGACUCCAGCUACGUGCUACGGCUGGCCGGCGUGGAGGACCGGGUCCGAUUUCCCGCCUCGUCCAAGAGCGCCAGGACUACGGGAGACGUGGCAGCACAGCUCUUCCUCAACAUCAGCCCCUUCUAUCAGAAGAAGCUGUAUAACCUCUUCCGCAUGGACUUCCUCUUAUUUAACUACUCCGUGCCAGCAUACCUCAAGUUGUGACGAGCCAGAGGGGGCGCGUUGGGCAUCCGCAGGCGGCGGAUGAAGACGCCGUCGGACAACACCAAUAAAGCGGACGAUUGCCGACAAAUGGUGUACAUACUUUUGUUUGCACAGGUGAACCAUUGCAUUGUCGGCACAGCUGAGUUAAACCCAAGGUGAAACUCGCUACUCAUUCACAUUGGACUGUAAAGAGUGAUCAAGUGAGUCCUCGUCUGUGAUUGUGUGAGCAAUUCCAUUUCCAAUUUGACGUGUUUGUUUUUUUUUUUCCCUGGUGAAUUCGCACAACAAAUGUGAUUUGUCUUUUGCGGGGGGUGAGGUGACAUCACAAUAGCACAAUGAAUGUUUACGAUCGCAUUUGGACAGUGAAUGUUUCAUGAGUGCCUUUUGACGGUCAAUCGCCAGAGAAAAUCAUUUGUGCCUGUGUUUCAUGUUCUAAUGCUCGAAAAUUUGUUUUUAUUUAUUGUACUAUUUCUGACCGAAUUGCAUCAUAUCAGCCCAAAAGAACUGUUGGCACCAUUCUCAAAUAAAUAUCACCCACGCAACACAAUUUAUUGGAUGACGUAUGACCACAACACUAGAGCAUGACAAUCCUAAUAUUUAGGUACAAUUCUAAACACAAACCGAAUUUUUUUUUUUUUUAAUACAUCACACAGACAUGCAUCAGCUUUGAGCAAACAGUUCAAAGAAGUGCUCCCUUCUCGAUGUUUUGGAACAGUGAAAACAAUCCCUUUCACGACACAAUACACGUAGUCUGAAACCAUUUGGGCUUGACAUCAAAAAAUGACUAUGAGCUCAGCAGUUGAUCUUUUCUUUCCAGGUACUUGUAUUGAGAUUUGUUGUGCUGCUU